CCAGCAUUUUGCUUGUCUUGGAUGUAGAAUUCUGAAAGUACAAGGGGGCUGGCCUAAAGGCCAGUAUUGAAAGCUCUGAGUCACCUUCGGACGAAUUUGGCUAAUAAUCUCAUCCCGGGGUCAAAAUCCCAGACUGCUCAAAGAAAACCCUGGGCAUCUAGAAGAGGCCGCUGGGAGGCAGCAGAGCUCACAGGUUGCUCCUGACCCUAUCGGGUCUUGGUAUGUUAUGCCACCUCAUAUUUUCCCUCUUACUGUGUAUUAACUGCCGUGGCAGUGUUUUAGGAAUCCAGGCUGACUGUAAUCAGAAUUAGACUGUGCGCGUAGACUCUGUUGGCCAUUGCCUCCCAGAAUGGUGCUUAUUUUUUCCUGCCUGAAUCUUACCUUAUUUUUCUCGCAGUCACUUCCAGAAACCUCUGGCUAUCCCCAGCGAGGAUGUACAGCCAGGAAAAGGCUUUCACCAGGGCACGCCUCGCCUCGCCUCCCCGGAAUCCUGGGGCAGUUUGACCUUUUUGUGAAUGGCAUUUUGGAUCUCAAAACGAAAACCACCCCCGUGGUUCCCGCACCUUCCUCAACACGGCAAGGAGACCGGUCCGGGCCAGGCGAGGCGAGCGUAGUUUCUGUGGCUGGGGGCCUGCGGGCAGGUGACAGAAGGCGGAGGUGGAGGCCGCGCAGGGCCCGCCCCCGCUGCGCUCUCCUUCACGGGAAGUGAUGUGGGGCCGGACGGAAAAUACCGCCAAGCACCCAAAAAAGGCCAGUCACUUGGGGUCCCAAGCUUCGUUUGGAAGGGAGUGCCUAAGGGCUUGAGCACCGCAGGGACGCAGCAUCUCGAGGAACUGCAGCGACGCAACAGCGCGGGGAUAGCUCGAGAGAGACGGAGCACCAAACCGGGUGAAGCACUGAGUCCUUCAUCAUGUCGGAUGGGGAUUAUGACUACCUCAUCAAGUUUUUGGCCUUGGGAGACUCUGGAGUUGGGAAGACUAGUGUACUUUACCAGUAUACAGAUGGGAAAUUCAACUCCAAAUUCAUCACCACGGUGGGCAUUGAUUUCAGGGAAAAGAGAGUGGUGUACAGAGCUAAUGGACCAGAUGGAGCUGUGGGCCGAGGCCAGAGAAUCCACCUGCAGUUAUGGGACACGGCAGGGCAGGAGAGGUUUCGUAGCUUGACCACUGCGUUCUUCAGGGAUGCUAUGGGCUUCCUGCUACUGUUCGACCUGACAAACGAGCAAAGUUUCCUCAAUGUUCGAAACUGGAUAAGCCAGCUACAAAUGCAUGCAUACUGUGAGAACCCGGAUAUAGUGCUGUGUGGGAAUAAGAGUGACCUGGAAGACCAGAGGGCAGUGAAAGAGGAGGAAGCCAGGGAACUGGCAGAGAAGUAUGGAAUCCCCUAUUUUGAAACGAGCGCUGCCACGGGAACGAACAUCAGCCAAGCGAUUGAGAUGCUCCUGGACCUGAUAAUGAAGCGGAUGGAGCGGUGUGUGGACAAGUCCUGGAUUCCAGAGGGCGUGGUGCGGUCCAAUGGCCACACUUCUGCGGAUCCGCUGAGUGAGGAGAAGGAGAAGGGGAUAUGCGGCUGUUGAGACACCAGGUGAGCAUCGCAGCCCCCGGCCUGUGAGCCGUUCCGCAGAGAUCCAGCCGGAAAGCCGAGAUGAACCACACCGCACCAAACGCCAGCUGCUUCUCCUGUCUCCAGUGGACAUUAACUCAGCAUCCAUUUCUAAGUUGUUGCAGCUUUAUAGAUCCAAGAAUUGGGAGAACUAUUUCACAGAGCCAAAAGUGCCUUGAAAGCCUAAGCCCACCAUGGCAGGCCAUUCAGGUAGUCAAGAUUUUGCAGCCAUGAAAGGUUGCGUCUGUUAUGUUAGAGUGCUGAUGAUGGCACUGUCACGUGUGCCCCCUAAUGAGACCUGGAGUCUCAUUAGAGUCCCCCUAAAGACAUUAGGAUCUUUGAGCAAUGAAAGGCUAUCAUGGUCUUGAGAAUCCAGGUUUAAAAAUCCACACCAUAGUUGACCUUCUAGGACAUCACUCACCAACACUUGAAUGUUAAUAUCAUGUACACAUUGGAUCGCUGUCAUCCAGCAUCACCUCUCAUGUCGGCCUUCCCUUGGACGUUACGUUAAAAGUACAGCCAUCUCUAUAGACUGGGGAUGCUGGGUUGACUGUGGGUUUGGUGGUGGGGGAAGGGUUUGUAGGGCAGGGGUGGGUAAAGAGGUGGAAGCUAGUGAAGUCGGUUUUCUGGCUCUGGGCUUCAGGGUCACGGAGACCCAGGUGUUUAUUAGUGGUCUGUUGGUUCGGUCCACAGCUGAGCAUAGCUCGGGCUUCUGCUUGAAUGCACGGUGAGAAAAGACUUCUCUUGCUUCUCUUCAUAUUUGUGUUUUGUCUGGCACUUUCGAGCUGCCGUUCCUGUGUAGACUGCUGAGCAUGUGACUUUACCAUCAGGCUGGCGUCCGUCGAUGCUCUCUCCCUGUUUGUCUUCUCCCCCGUUAGUGUGACUGAAGGACUCUCUUUUUAAUUAAGCCACAGGUUUAUUUGCCGUCUGGAGGGAGAUGGAUGUCUGUAUCUAAGCAGUCACAUGUGUGUGCUCGUUUAAGCCUGGUGUCUCGCAGCAGCCUGAACUUCCCCUGGAAGGUGGGCAUCCGUGUCCUAUCCGUGUCCUCGCUGUGUCUUGCCAGAUCAUGUGUUCUGUCGCCUCAGUGUCUUCAUGCCCAAAGAGGGUGGUUCAAAAUGUUUGUUCUUCAUAGAUUCUACUUCUUCAGACCCAAGGGAUCUCAUUCACAGCAAAAGGCUUUUAAAGAAAGUAAGCCAGAAUUGCCAAAGAACUUCACCAAGGAAAAAUAUCACCAAUUAUAAUUGUAAAAAGUAAAAACUGUGGGUUUUGGGUUGUUUUUUUUUUUUUUUGACAGUGAAUGCUUGGCAGAACUUGUAAUACUUGUAAUUACUAAAAGAAAUAUAAAGGACGGGCGGCGGUGGCGCACUCCUUUAAUCCCAGCACUCGGGAGGCAGAGCCAGGCUACCUGUGAGUUCGAGGCCAGCCUGGGCUACCAAGUGAGUUCCAGGAGAGGUGCAAAGCUACACAGAGAAACCCUGUCUCGAAAAACCAAAAAAAAAAAAAAGAAAAGAAAA
Messenger RNA from Peromyscus californicus insignis, 3116 nucleotides. RefSeq names its product RAB27A, member RAS oncogene family (gene Rab27a). Gene Ontology annotation, molecular function: GTPase activity; GTP binding. Gene Ontology annotation, biological process: positive regulation of exocytosis; melanosome transport. Bases 911 to 1576 code for a protein of 221 amino acids. The record is from RefSeq and is a predicted model, not a curated record. Gene Ontology annotation, cellular component: melanosome; secretory granule. The transcript is spliced from 6 exons. Lineage: Eukaryota; Metazoa; Chordata; Mammalia; Rodentia; Cricetidae.